AUGGAUGUAGAUUGUGCGAAGAGAAGCGGCGCAAUCCGCAUCACCGCCCGUGAGUACAAGAACUAUGGAGCCACUCUGCGACGAAUGUGUGUUCCAUCGGCCAAGAAAGGCACCUUGCAGGUGAGUGGGGAGGUGGCUGACAGAUGGAAGAACACCAAAUCGAGGAAGCAGUUGAUCGUGGCUCUCAUCAAUUGCAAGGGUGACAAAGAUGCUUUCAAUCAGCGUAUGGAGGUGGUGAUCCGCAAUGUCAAGGAAGGAAAAGUUGUCAUCGACAGUGGCUACUACACCGAGUCGGCGAUGAAGAACGAGCUGAAGGAUCGUGUCCAAGCGAUCAUCAAGUACUGCACGAAGACGAAAGCGCGAAGGCGGCAGCUCACCAGGAGAGACAAGUACCAGAAGCACAUCCUGGAAUACUGGAUAGAUUUGAAGACCUCGGGGAGCCUGUCGCGAAGUCACAAGGAAGAGUUCAACCAGUUCAUCGAGAUCAUCGACGAUGAAGCGGUGUUGCCGCCGCCCGUUUUGGGAAACGAGGCUUUGCCCUCCUAUGAGGAGGAGGACGACGAUGCUGAUGACGACGAUGAGUCAGAGGCGAAGGAGGAUGAAAAGGAGGAGGCGAACCCCGACUUCCGCGAAGAGCAAGAGAAGGAUAUCCAGAAGAUUCCCACGAUUCUCAGCGAGAUCCUCCGGGUUCGUGUUAAGACCGACAAGACCCUCGAGGAGCUGAAAAAGGCCGGGGAGCUACUGGGCAAGCAGGCUGAGAAUCUGAUGGGCUUACAUGAUGAGCUCGCAGAGAUCCGGGCAGAGUGCGGCAAGGACGAUCCCAGCGCAGAGACAAGCCGGAUUACAAUGGAAGAGAAGAAGUUGAGGAGGACCAUUCUGCGGCCGGUGCCCAAAGCCAAAGCCAACAUCAAGAAUCCGAACAAGGCCGAGGGUCAAGGCGAGCAGCACGAUGAAGAGGAUGAUCACGCAGUGCUGGAAGACCACUGGAUCGGGAGCCCGGCGCCGCAUCAACUGCCUUGGCGCGUGCUCGUGGUUUCUGACCGCCUGCUGUGUAGCAUUGCUGCUGGUUUUGUUGAUGAAGUUCGUGAUGUUGCUGAUGUUAUCCAGGCUUUGGCUUCAUGCAACAAGUUGUGUUUGCUAUGGGGUGCUGAGUCUAUGACAUCAAAUACAGAUGUGCUGCCGAAAUUCUGGAGACGCUGGAAGUCUCACGACCCGCAGCACGCAGCACUGCAGCACCAUCGGGAUCACAUGGCUUAUGUGCUGCCACUGCAACUUCAUGCGGACGAAGGGCAAACCCUUAAGAAGACUGGUGUCAUGGUGAUAAAUUGGCAGUCGCCGAUUGGUUUUGGGGUUUCCACAUCGGAUGAUUGCCCUGCAGCUAUGCAACUGAACUAUUGUGGCAGCUCGUAUGCAACAAGGUUCUUGUACACGGUCUGCCAUAAGAAGUGCUACAGCAAAGACAAGUCCUAUGUCCUCACUGGCAUCCUGGAUCGAUUGGCUUACGAGCUUGUUGAUUUAUUCUACAAUGGUCUAACUGUAAAUGUUGCAGGCAAGCAAGUGACCUUCUUCGUAGCGCUGCUGGGGCUCAAAGGCGAUUGGCCGAUACAGGCUCGCAUCGGGAACUUGACAAGACAUUUCGCCCGAAAGGGCGUGUUUGAGGUUGUCAUCACAGACUAUGCAUUGGCAGGGCCUGGUGACAUGGCGGUGCAGCUGGAUGGAAUCUAUGCUUUGGCUGUGCAGCACUGCAAAUCCACGCAGACGCCGCUGCAUAUGGAUGGGCUCACUCGGCAUCUCUAUGCUGACUACGAUUAUCCUGUUGGGAGCUGGUUCAAAGGGGCCGAUACUGCGGCCAUGUGUUCUUUUCUUGAAGCUUUCUGGGCGGAGCACCUCGCGGCGCAUGCAAGCGACUCGGACGAGUACUUGCAUGGGAUUCUUGAAUGCUUGCGGGUGGCUGCUCAGGCCGGGGCAUCCUUUCUCAAAGCCUACAUCGAAACGUCAAGUCGGGCGUUUGAUCGGCAGAAGACCCGAUUCAAGCUCACGCCUAAAUUUCAUGGGCUCAUCCACAUCGUGGACAGUUUGAUUACUGGGUACAAUUCCGGCCGGAGAUGGACACUAUCUCCGUUGAGUGAAUCCACGCAAUUGGACGAGGACUUUAUCGGCCGGGUUUCGUCUACCACAACUGCAGUUAGCUCCAGAAAUAUGCAUAGCCAGACUCUCCGCAAAUACCUUACGAACAUGUGGGCGGCUGUGCACGGCCGGUGA
Molecule: messenger RNA, 2262 nt
Organism: Symbiodinium necroappetens
Lineage: Eukaryota; Dinophyceae; Suessiales; Symbiodiniaceae
Source: the annotation of a GenBank genome assembly